Messenger RNA from Globicephala melas (long-finned pilot whale), 669 nucleotides. Lineage: Eukaryota; Metazoa; Chordata; Mammalia; Artiodactyla; Delphinidae. The record is from RefSeq and is a predicted model, not a curated record.
AUGGACCAGAAGGUUCUGAAGAAACUAGUGGAAUCCAUCAGUAAUACUGUCAAGAGCUUAAAAAAAAGUGAAGUAGAGUGUCUCAUAAGAAUUUUUCACAGCUUGGUGGAAAGAGCUGUUGUAAGACUUGAUAACACUGGACUAGAUCAUAACACAUUUCGAGCCAUCCUGCACAGCAUAUUUGGAAUGACUGAUGAUAUGCUAAUGAAUAGGGUAUUUUUUGCAUUUGAGAAAGAUAACUACAUAAAUGUGAAAGAGUGUGUUAAAGGAUUAUCAGUGUUUUUUCGAGGGACUUUUGAAGAAAAGCUGAAGUUCUGUUUUGAAGCUUACUGUUUCAAUGGUGAUGGUUACAUUUCUCGAGAGAAAACGUUUGACAUGUUGAACAGUCUACACUAACAGUCACCUGAAGAAGAUACUGAUGAAGGAAUAAACGAGUUGGUGGAUAUAACACUGAAGAAAAUGGAUUAUGACAGCAAUGGCAAGAUAUCUUUUGCAGACUUUGAAAAAGCAGUGAAAGAAGAUAAACUUUUGUUGGAAGUGUUUGGACCAUGUUUACCAGAAGCAAAGGUACAGUGCCAGCAGCCAGACUGGUUGAGGGAAAAUUUCAAAGGAUCAGAAAAGAAAUACUUGCUAGACACUUACCUCUGUAGGACUUCAACACACUACUGA